Molecule: messenger RNA, 2217 nt
Organism: Knipowitschia caucasica
Lineage: Eukaryota; Metazoa; Chordata; Actinopteri; Gobiiformes; Gobiidae
Source: the annotation of a GenBank genome assembly
AUGCCAUUUGGCCUGAAGGGGGCAGCACAGACUUUUCAGCGGUUGAUGGACUCGGUUUUGCGUGACAUGCCCUUCAUAUUCGUGUAUCUGGACGAUAUACUGGUGGCGAGUCCUUCCGUUGAGGAGCACAGCUUACACCUCCGCCUCCUUUUCGAGCGGCUCACUGAGCACGGGUUGAUCGUGAAUCCAGUUAAGUGCCAAUUUGGACUGUCAGAAAUUGAGUUCCUGGGACACCGCGUUUCGAGGCAGGGUGCUGUACCACUCCCUGCUAAGGUCAAAGCAGUUUUAGCUUUUCCCCGCCCCCCCUCUGUGAAGCCUUUGCAGGAGUUUUUGGGCAUGAUUAACUUUUAUAACCGCUUCAUUCCCCAUGCCGCCCACCUUAUGCACCCUUUGUAUGACGCUUUGAGGGGUAGGAGGGGUAACCAAGUCGUAGAGUGGUCCCCUGAAAGGGUGUUGGCGUUUGACCGGGCUAAAACUGCACUGGCGGAGGCUGCGCUGUUAACGCAUCCCGAUCCUACUGCACCGGUUGCGCUUACUACCGAUGCGUCUGAUUGCGCGGUGGGGGCAGUGGUGGAGCAGUGGUCGGAUGGUGCCUGGCGGCCACUAGCCUUUUUCAGUAGAAGGUUGCGGGAGUCAGAGAGGAGGUACAGUGCGUUUGACAGGGAGCUCUUGGCCCUUUUUCUUGCCACACGCCACUUCAGAUUUCUACUGGAGGGCCGAGAGUUUGCUGCUUAUGUGGAUCACAAGCCCCUUAUAUUUGCUAUGGCCAAAACCUCGGAACCAUGGUCGGCGCGGCAACAAAGGCACCUUUUUGCUAUUUCUGAGUUUACCUGUGAUAUACGACAUGUUGCAGGAAAGGACAAUGCAGUGGCGGACUGUCUCUCUCGGGCUCAGGUUUCCACGGUCCAUUUAGGCAUUCACUAUGCAGAGAUGGCGGUGGACCAGCUGGCGGAUUCGGGGGUGCAGGAGCUGCGCACCACUGAUUCUAGUUUGAGGUUGGAAGAUGUGGUUUUUCAGGACAGCGGGGCGACGCUUCUGUGUGACAUGUCCAUGAGCAGACCACGUCCUUUGGUACCGGCGGUCUGGCGCGCCCGCAUUUUCGAGGCUGUUCACUCCCUGUCUCACCCCGGUGUGAAAGCGACGGUGAAGUUGGUGAGUGCUAAGUUCGUGUGGCCUGGCCUCAAAAAAGACGUUAAGACUUGGGCUUCCACAUGCGUGGCCUGCCAGAGGGCCAAGGUGCAGCGUCACGUGAAAGCUCCCUUGGGUCCUUUUUCAGUUCCUGAGAGACGUUUUGAACAUGUCCAUGUGGACUUGGUGGGCCCUCUUCCCCCUUCCCGGGGGUUCACUCACCUCCUGACCAUGGUGGACAGGACCACUCGAUGGCCGGAGGUGGUGCCCCUGUUGUCUACUACUGCGGCAGACGUGGCCCGGGCUUUUAUUUAUUCGUGGGUGGCGCGAUUUGGGGUUCCUCUGGACCUGACUUCUGAUAGGGGCCCCCAGUUCACCUCGGAGCUGUGGACUUCAGUGGCUGGGAGUUUGGGGGUUAAACUUCACCGGACCACGGCAUAUCAUCCGCAGGCUAACGGGUUAUGCGAGAGGUUUCACAGGACUAUGAAAGGUGCCCUCCGGGCCUCUCUUGUGGACAAUAGCUGGGUGGACAGGUUGCCGUGGGGUUUGUUGGGUUUACGUUCCGCCCCCACGGAGGAUCUGCGCUCCUCCUCUGCUGAGUUGGUGCUGGGACAGACGCUGACGGUCCCGGGGGAGUUUCUGCAUCCCGCCCCUGACCUGGUUCCGAGGGUGCCGGCGCUGCCUUUUUCCCCGGCAGGAGCUUUCAGGCCAGUUGCGGUGCACCACUGUAUCCCUCAGUCCUAUGUUCCUAAGGACCUUAUGUCUGCCAGAUACGUUUUUGUACGUCAUGACGCACACUGUUCUCCCUUGCGGGCGCCUUACGAUGGCCCGUUCCGGGUGCUGGAGACAGGGGACAAGUAUUUUGUGGUGGAGGUCGGGGCUGGCCGGGAUUGGGUCACGGUGGGCCGCUUGAAGCCUGCUCAUGUGCUCCGGGACGAGGAUGUGGAGUUGGGCCGCCCUGCUCGGCGGGGCCGCCCGCCUAAUCCUGCCCCGGGGGUGGGGCCCCUGCCUGUCCCUGCCCGGAUGGCUACACCGGUUAAGCGGAGUCGGGGGGGUAGAGUGGUCCGGCGGCCUGUUAGAUUUUCUUAG